Messenger RNA from Lachancea thermotolerans CBS 6340, 912 nucleotides. RefSeq names its product organic acid transporter (gene YMC1). Gene Ontology annotation, molecular function: L-ornithine transmembrane transporter activity. The coding region runs from base 1 to 912 and encodes 303 amino acids. NCBI's taxonomy places the organism in Eukaryota, Fungi, Ascomycota, Saccharomycetes, Saccharomycetales, Saccharomycetaceae. Gene Ontology annotation, biological process: mitochondrial L-ornithine transmembrane transport. The transcript has a single exon. The record is from RefSeq and is a predicted model, not a curated record.
AUGUCUGAAGAACUUGGGCCUCCACAAUUGAUCGAUGAGCUUAAUACUCCACAUGACUCUAGUCGAGUUUUCAAGGACUUGCUAGCUGGUACGGCUGGCGGAAUUGCACAAGUGCUGGUUGGGCAGCCUUUCGAUACAACCAAAGUCCGCUUGCAAACGAGCUCCACUCCCACAACAGCAGUACAGGUGGUAAAAAAUUUGAUCAAGAACGAGGGUCUUCGAGGAUUUUACAAAGGAACGCUGACACCGUUGGUAGGAGUGGGUGCGUGCGUCUCUUGCCAAUUUGGAGUAAACGAAGCAAUGAAACGAUUCUUCCGAGGCCCUAACUCAGAUGUCAACAAGCCCUUGACCUUGCCUCAGUACUACGUUUGUGGUCUCGCAGGAGGAAUUGCAAACUCGUUUUUGGCUUCCCCAAUUGAGCAUGUUAGGAUACGGCUGCAAACGCAAACAAGUUCUGGUACAGCUGCGAGCUUCAAGGGCCCCUUGGACUGUAUAAAAAAGCUCAAGUCCAAUGGCGCUUUGAUGCGGGGCUUGACCCCAACUGUUCUGAGAGAAGCGCAAGGCUGCGCAACGUACUUUCUAACCUACGAAGCUCUUGUGGCAAACGAAGUUCAAAAAGGUUUAAAGCGCUCAGACGUACCAGCAUGGAAACUCUGUAUGUUUGGAGCAAUAUCUGGUGUUACUCUGUGGCUUAUGGUUUAUCCUAUUGACGUUGUGAAGUCUAUAAUGCAGACCGACAAUCUUCAAAGUCCGGUUCAUGGGAGGGAUCCUAUUGUGGUCGCAAAAAAAAUGUAUACUCAGCGCGGCUGGAGAGUGUUUUUCAAAGGUUUUGGCCCCACAAUGCUCAGAGCGGCGCCAGCCAAUGGGGCGACCUUUGCUACGUUCGAACUUACCAUGCGCUUUUUAGGCUAA